Molecule: messenger RNA, 2115 nt
Organism: Melitaea cinxia (Glanville fritillary)
Lineage: Eukaryota; Metazoa; Arthropoda; Insecta; Lepidoptera; Nymphalidae
Product: major facilitator superfamily domain-containing protein 6-A
Exons: 11
Coding region: 1-1776 (591 amino acids)
Cellular component (GO): membrane
Molecular function (GO): transmembrane transporter activity
Source: RefSeq, a predicted model, not a curated record
AUGAAAUUAAAAAUAGACAAAGAUCUUUUGCCUGUAAAGUUAUACAUAUAUUUUGUAUUUUUUUUUGCAUCGCUCGGCCCACUGUUACCCCAGAUGAAUGUCUUCGGACGGCAGCUGGGUGUAUCGCCAGCGGUCAUGGGGCUGGUGACGGCGGUCCUACCCCUACUGUGGGCGGUCGCUAAGCCCCUGUUUGGCUACAUCGUCGACUUUUGGCCAUCUAAGCGAAAAAUAGUCUUCAUGAUGUUAAUCGUAGUAAUGACAGGGUCCUACUGUGGCCUGUGGUUCCUUCACAUGCCCGAGGAACCCCAAAAUACGGAACCGCUCCUCGAAUCGAUCUACCAACUAAACGACACGAUCUACCUUAAAACGUACCCAAACAAUACAGACGCCUUCUUGGAAAAGUACACGUGUCACUGGAACUGCACGACAGAUAAUAAAUUCCACGUGUACUUGUCAAAUUCGACGUACAUAAACACUAUGUACACGGACGAGAGGAAUAUAUCUUGCUCUUUCCUACACAUGACGUCUGACGACGUGCGACAAGGAGAGGUGACUUGUCUACCGAAGAAAGAUUGCAACCUUCUUUGUUUCGAAGAUAUGGUAGAAUUUAAUAGGAGUAAGGGAGAGAUAGAUAGUUCGAAAGUGAAUAGUUUAGACAUGUUAGAAAAGGAUGGGAAUAAAAAGGUUCCUGAAACUGUAGAAUCGGAGGGUAGUUUCUACGUAACGGUGACAUUUUGGGCAUUUGUUGUCUUGGUGUGUAUCGGAACGGUCGCUUUUAAUGUUGCGAAUUGUAUAGGAGAUGCUGUGUGUUUCGAUGUAUUGGGACCUGAACGCGGUUCAAAAUAUGGGGCACAGCGGGCUUGGGGCACGGCUGGCUACGGGGCUACCGCGUUUUUUGGGGGCUGGCUUGUUGACGUGAUGUCGGAUAGGUACAAGGAUUUUACCCCGGCGUUCAUCAUAGCUAUAGUAGCCACCUGUAUCGAUUUGUUCGCUUGUAGGAAACUUAACCUACCACCACUAUCAAGUCCGGAUGAUUCAGGCAAAGCGUUAAAGGAAGUCCUGAAGAUACCGAGGGUCCUGGUGUUUAUAACGUUCGCUGUGGUUGCCGGUACCUUCGACAGCUUCAUGAUAUAUUAUACUUUCUGGUUUCUGGAGGAGCUAGCCGAGGAAACCAACUCGAUGGCUAAGAUCAAGCUCAUAGAGGGGGUUGUGAUUGCGGCGCAGAGUUUUAUCGGCGAGUUGCUAUUCUUUUUCUUCUCAGGUAAAAUAAUAAAGCGUUGGGGUUACGGUACGACCAUAACGUUUUGCCUGUUCUGCUACAGUUUGAGAUUGGUCCUCAUCUCGAUUAUACAGCAUCCCUGGCAUCUUGUUUUCAUUGAGGGCGUGAUGCAGGGCCCCACGUACGCGCUGUGCUACUCCGCCAUCGUGGGCUACGCGGCGCGCGUGGCGCCCGGCGGGUACUCCGCCACCGUGCAGGGCAUCGUGGCCGGCAUGGACGACGGCCUGGGAUUCGCCCUAGGCUCCCUGGUGGGGGGCCUCCUGUACAGCUACUCGGGGGGCCGGCAGUCGUUCAGGAUACUAGCCGGCUUGGCUGUAAUAGCGGCUGUCCUACACGCCAUUCUGUUUUCUAUCGUCACUCGUAAUGAUAAAGAUAAAAAACAAACGGAAGUGACGUCACCGGAAGGUGAGAAAAUGUUGCAACACGAACUUAACAUCACCAACGCCAUCUACCGCGACACGGUGGUACCACUCGACGGUAAGACUGAGAACAGGUAACCUUAGCCUCAAAUUAAUAAUAAAUUAAUUUACAGUAAAUUUGAACCCCAGUAAGACUUAAACUUCGACCCUUUUCCCACAUGGGGUUAAUCUAAACCCCGACUGUGUGACUAUUGAAGUGUAUGCAAUGAUAAAGGAGGGUAGGACAAGCAAAUUUAGUUUGAGAUUAGAUGGAAUUCAAACUUCAUGUAGAUGGAGUACUCCCUUAGGGGGCAAAAUAUUUUCAUAUCUUAUAUUUCUAGUUUUUAUCAUACGGGCGUUGUCCUGCUUCAAAUAAAUAUAAAUAAUAAAUGUGAAAUUGGAAUAAUCGGUAGGCUUUCUCAAUUUUUACAAUUUAAA